This is a messenger RNA of Gallus gallus (chicken), 5570 nucleotides long. RefSeq names its product wntless Wnt ligand secretion mediator (gene WLS). Gene Ontology annotation, biological process: Wnt protein secretion; intracellular protein transport; Wnt signaling pathway. Gene Ontology annotation, molecular function: Wnt-protein binding. The record is from RefSeq and is a predicted model, not a curated record. Gene Ontology annotation, cellular component: endomembrane system; organelle membrane. Bases 2541 to 4091 code for a protein of 516 amino acids. NCBI's taxonomy places the organism in Eukaryota, Metazoa, Chordata, Aves, Galliformes, Phasianidae. The transcript is spliced from 12 exons.
UCGGUGAGUGCCGCCGGGCCAAACUUUCUCCCCCCGCCGCGGUGCCGGCGCUCGUUCCGGUGUCGGCGCCGCGCCCCCAUGAGCUCCGUAGCGCGGCGUUGUCGGUACGCGAGCGGAGCUCCGCGCGCCCCUUUGUGCGCUCCGGGCUGCCGUGCGGAGGAGAAGGGCCGGAGAAAAGUUUGCCCGGCCUGCUUGCGGCGUGCGCCCGGAGGGAGGGAGGCAGGGAACCGGCAGCAUGGCGACCGGUGCCGCGGGGCGCUGCGGCUCAACGUGCAGUCGCUGCUCUUUCCCUUUUUUCCCUCUUUAUUUUUUUUUUCAUCCCCAUCCUUUUUUUUUUUUUUUUUUUUUUCCUCAAUCGUUAAUUCUGCUCUCCCUCUUUCCUCACCGCCUCCCCAUCUCCGGGCCGCGGGAGGAGGGAGCCUUCCUGCCUGCGGCAGCGCCCGCCGGGCGGAAAGCGAUGCUAACAGUAAUACGGAAAGCGGGGGGGGUCGGGGGGGCCGCCUGUCCCGGGGCUGAGCACCGAACCCGGAGGGCGCGGCGCGGCGGCGGCGUCGGAGAACGCUGGGAAUGGAGGUGGAAAGAUGGAGGAGGGCGGGCGGGGGGCGGCCCCGGGGCUGGCGGUGGUACUCGAAGGCGCAGCGGCGGGGAUGGCUCCGGGCGGCAGCGCAGCGGGCCUCCCCCCCCCCCCCCGCCCCUCCUCUCGGGGUUCGGCCCGGGCUCUCCCAGCGCUGCGGCCCGCGGGGUCCCGUGGCCGCCUCCGUGCGCUCCGGGGCUGACGCGCGUCGCCCUUUUUGUUGAGGGGAGCGCGGGUGGAACGUUCCUGCAGCGAUCUUCGUUUCAGAGGAGCCGAAGAAAUAGCGGCAGCCGGCGUUCCGAGGGCACGUCCAUUGUUCUGCCGGCGCUCUGCGUUCCUACCCCCGUGAGCUGCUCAGUAGGAGCCGGAGAAAUUCUGCUAAGUGUGAUUCACAAAACUUUGCUUCCAUCCUUCUCUUGCUCAAUCACAAAGCAGCCCAUGGCAGCAUUAGGCUAGAAGCAGAGUUUUCUGCUCCUGUGGGCCCAAACCCGCUCUGAACAGCACCAGGGUUGGGUUUUCUGCCCUUUUCUCCUGCAGGAGCUGGGUUGGAUGGAGCUGGUUGGGAUGCGGGUUGCUGAACCCGGUGCUGAUUCAUUGGACAUGGUUUCUUGGCCCGUGUUGUGCAGAGAAGCCGUGCUCCGUGUUCAUAAGGGUGCCUUUGUUCCUAGAAGGGUUUUGCAGCAGGGCUCUCCAAGUUCACAGAGCAUAAGUUGUGCAUACAAAGCAAACCUACUAAAGGCUCUGCGUCUGUCUUCAUCUGGGAACAGGUGUGAUGAGCAGAUGUAUUUGUGUUCAGGAUUGCAUGGGCUAAAGAGAUCUCUUCGUUUCAUCUGGAGAGCCCAAUGAACCUGAACAGAGCUUGGAUCUGCCACGCAUACACCGUACAUGCCUCUCAUGUGCCGAGCUGCGGGCAGUGUGGCAGUGGCUCAGGGCUCAAUGCCUUUCUCAGACCAAGGGUGACUUUGUGUUGGUCAUACGGGGGCACCUUCUGCCUGCUGGCGGGUCCUAGGGGGUUGUUAUGGCAGACCUUCUAUUGCAGGAAACCCCCACUUUGAGUCUUUAGCAGGGAGAACUGUGCUAAUGCAUCACCCAGACUGCGUCGGUGGCUGUUCUGCAAAGUGCCCCCGAGCCCUCCUGGACGGUGCUGGGACAGCUGCUGGCAGCCUCGGGGCAGGGCUGUGAGUAAUGCUGCUCCUGUAGUGCAUGGGGGGGGAUGAGAGCUGAGGUGCCACUGAAAUAGUGACCCGGUCUGGUUUGAUCCAGCACGCCAAACAGACAAGAAUCCGGUUAUUUUAGUUAGUUCAGGUCUAGACAAACCAAAAUAUGUACACAACGGGAGUGCAGCUACAAAGCGAGCUCGGCCGUUCCUCUAGCAGGGAGUUAGGUCAUGUUUCAAAACAAUGACUAAGUGCUCUAUUUUAACAGAUUAUUUUGCAAGUAGAAAAUACACAAAUGCGACACAUCCAUACCUGAUAUGGCCAGAAAGCUUCGUUCCCCUGGAGCUGUGUUUGCUGCCAGUGCUGCUCCUUGGUGGAGUUUGUGAACAACAAACUGUUUAUGCGAGCUUUAUUAAACUCCAACGUAUUUCUGCUGGCACUUUUGAUGGGAUGCACAACUUCAGUCGGCAUCCCUAUGGGUUUUUGCUUAGAAAUGUGCAUCGGCAAAGCAUGAGAUGAAGGCAUGUGGGAGUCAUAACUCACAGAGCAGAGCUCCUGCAGCACCUAUGGGAGCUCAGGCAUGAGAAGUGCCAGAAGGGGGGAUUUUAUAGGGCUGUUUCUUUGCCACUCCCCAUGGAUGAAGCUGCCCCCAGAGCCCUCCUUGGGCAGCUGCUCAGUAACCCGCUUGGAGGCGGUUCCUCCCAGCACUGCAGAGUGCCUCAGGACGGUCAGGAUUACCUCCUUCCUGUUCCCGAGCUGGCUUUGUGUACCAGCACUCAGCAGUGGAUACGACAGCCCUGCAGCUGACCAUGCAUUCUACAGAUGUAACUGGCUGGAGAGCUCCCAGCCCCACUACGGCUGUUCCUUACAUGUCAGUGAAGUGCAUCGAUGUAAGGAAAAACCACCACAAGACCAAGUGGCUGAUGCCCUGGGGACCCAACCACUGUGAGAAGCUCAAGGACUUUGAUGAGGCGGUCAGCAGGCAGAUCGAGGCCAACGACAUCGUCUUCGCUGUGCACAUCCCUCUCCCCAGCAAGGAGAUGAGCCCCUGGUUCCAGUUCAUGCUCUUCAUCAUGCAGCUGGACAUUGCCUUCAAGAUGGACAAUGACCUGAAAGAGAAUGCAGAAAUUACCCUGGAUGUGUCCUUAGCGUAUCGUGAUGACAUGUUUAAUGACUGGGAAGAAAUAGCGCAUGCAAUAGAGAUCAGGAAGCUGAAAUGCACCUUUGGCUCCCCAAAAACCCUGGAGUCCGAGGGCCGUCACUACGACUGCGACUUCCUUCCCUUCAUGGAGAUCGGCAGCGUGGCUCACAAGUACUACCUCAUCAACAUCCGCCUGCCCGUGAACGAGAGGAAGGGCAUUAAUGUGGGCAUCGGGGAGAUCAAGGACAUCCGCCUGGUGGGUAUCCACCAAAACGGAGGCUUUACAAAAGUGUGGUUUGCCAUGAAGACCUUCCUGACGCCCAGCAUUCUGAUCAUCAUGGUGUGGUACUGGAGGCGGAUCACGCUGAUGACGCGCGCUCCUGUCCUGCUGGAGAAGGUCAUCUUUGCUCUGGGAAUUUCCAUGACGUUCAUUAACAUCCCAGUGGAGUGGUUUUCCAUCGGGUUUGACUGGACGUGGAUGCUGCUCUUUGGAGACAUUCGGCAAGGCAUUUUCUACGCCAUGCUGCUGUCGUUUUGGAUCAUCUUCUGCGGGGAGCACAUGAUGGACCAGAACGAGCGGAACCGCCUCUCGGGGUACUGGAAGCAGGUUGGACCCAUAGCUGUUGGCUCCUUCUGCCUCUUCAUCUUCGACAUGUGUGAGAGGGGAGUGCAGCUGAAAAACCCCUUCUACAGCAUCUGGACCACCGAGGUUGGCACAGAGCUGGCCAUGGCCUUCAUUAUAGUCGCAGGAAUUUGCUUGUGCCUCUAUUUUCUCUUCCUGUGUUUUAUGGUCUUCCAAGUGUUCAGAAACAUCAGUGGAAAGCAGUCCAGCCUGCCAGCAAUGAGCAAGGCCCGCCGCCUGCAUUACGAGGGGCUGAUCUUUCGGUUCAAGUUCCUGAUGCUCAUCACCCUGGCUUGUGCAGCCAUGACAGUCAUUUUCUUCAUCGUGAGCCAGGUGACAGAAGGCCACUGGAAGUGGGGGGACAUCACAAUACAGGUGAACAGUGCCUUCUUCACCGGCAUCUACGGGAUGUGGAACCUCUACGUCUUUGCACUCAUGUUCCUGUAUGCGCCGUCACACAAGAACUAUGGAGAGGACCAGUCGAAUGGUGACCUGGGGGUGAGCAGCGGGGAGGAGCUGCAGCUCACCACCACCAUCACCCACGUGGACGGCCCCACAGAGGUUUACAAGCUGGCUCGCAAGGAGGCUCAGGAGUGACACGGAGAUGUGGGGUGCAGCGGCGGGCACAGGACGACACAAUGCCCUCCUGCAGGAGCCGUGUCUGACGUACCUUGCCUUUUGAGCACCACAGCUCGUGUAUUUCCACAGAGCAGUGACACUGAGCAGAACAUUUGUAAACUUUAAUAUGGUGUAGUUAUUUCCGGGGGGAGGGCUGUGUAUAUUGUGUUACUCUCGAGCACAUAAAUAUCUGCUAGAAAAGCAUUAACGUCGCAAAGUCGCACCUUCAGGUGCUGGGAGGUGGCAGACCUGACCUCGAGCAGUGUUUGUUGGGCAGCACGAAGCACUUCUGCUCUUCUCCUUCUGUGCGACCUCAAACAAGGGCUCGGGCUGGCCUGGAGUUAAUGCCUUAUUUGUCAUAGAAUCAUUAGGGUUGGAAAAACUCUAAGCUCAUCAGAUCCAACCACUGACCCAUCCCCACAGUGCCCAGUAAAACGUUAAUGGCUGCCUUUUUCAGCCAUCUACAAUCAUAUUGAGCCACGUCUGAGGUCUGUGUUUCCCCCUGCAUCUCCACAGCGGUGCUGUGCCACUUGGAUGAGACGCAGCUGGGGCUGAGGGUGGGCUGUGGUGUUUAAGUGCCAGAAGAACAUCUCUGCUCCAUCAGUGGGCUGCACAGCUGUUAGUUAAACACAGGGGAAUGUGAAAACCAGACUGCAGGAGCGGUGUGUGCUCCUGCCCCAGUGCUCACCGAUCUGAGCCGUGGCGUUGGAUGCCCCGCUCCGGGUGAAGGCACUCACGUGCUGCUGUGUCUGGAUGGCUGAAAUCUCCGUAGCACAGCAGUGCUGAAUGCUGCUCACGGAAGUCCCUUGGAUGGGUUUGGAUACUUGAAAUGGAACGCUAACUGUUUUGGUACGUUUGUGUUUUUGUGAGCUGGGAUGCUGGUGCUCCUGUACUCCCAGUGCAAGCGCUGGGGCCUUCAGCACGGGUGCCAUGUGCCAUGUGCUGAAGGACACAAGUGCUAGGCAGGGCGAGCAGGAUGUAUGGCAGCAGAUCUGUCACACAGAGCAGCCCCGGCUCCUGCAUCUCCCUCGGCUGAGCGCUCGACUUUGCAACUUUAAUGUUCUUCUUAUGCUGGGUUCUUAUGUGAUCUUUAUGUUGUUCCCAUAGACGUGCCCGUGGUUUCUUUUACAGUGUAGUAUAGCACUGCAUCUUUGUAAAGGCUCUUUACAAACGGGGCAUUGCAGCUUUAAAACCAAACUUUGUGUCAAACACUAACAACUCGUUUAUGGGGUGUGGGUACGUGUGAGCUGUGUGUGUGUGUGUGUGUGUCUCCUUUUUAUUUCUUACUUCCUAAGCCCUACUCAUAGGUCUCAGAAAUAGCCCCUGGGUCUUAUUAAAGUAUAUCCUUUUUUUUGUGUGUGUGUGUGUAGGUUGAGUUCACUUUUUACAGAAUGCUUUUAAGCAACCUGGAAAACGUGUAGAUUUGUUAAUUUAAAUAAAACAUACAACGUUGUGGUU